AUGUCAAGUCGAGGAAAUCGCUUUUUACAUCAUCCUUCUGGUACACAUUGGAGGCCAGUUGCAAUACGGCCACCGGCCCCUACUAACCCAGUAUUCAUAAAUGCGUUUCCAAAUUAUGAAAGCGAUAGCGAUAGUGAUAGACCAAGACCCUAUGAUGUGAUAUUCGAUAGUUCUUCAACUUCUCCUGCUGCGAGUACGUCUAGUCCUUCACCACAGGAGACACCGGAGAUACCAAUACAUGGAAGAGUGGACAUGACACCCAAUGUAAAUGAUACGGAAUCAAACAAUCAACCAGAAUCAAAUAGUGUAGACAUAUCAGGCAUUCAAGAUUUACACGUAACGACUAAUUCUCCGGAGAGUCAGAGUCAUAUAUUUGACGAAGAGAAUGAAACUAUACUACAAGAGCAGAUUGAAGAUG
Acaulospora colombiana is the source of this 418-nucleotide messenger RNA. NCBI's taxonomy places the organism in Eukaryota, Fungi, Glomeromycota, Glomeromycetes, Diversisporales, Acaulosporaceae. The record is from the annotation of a GenBank genome assembly.